GAUGAGCCUGUGGCAUGGAAUCCACUCACCUGGGGCCUGUCCUGGAGGCUGUCAUGCAGCCAAGUGAAAGGGAACCCUGGAAGGUCAAUUCAUCAAGAGCCCCCCGGGCUGGGAGGUGGGUGUCUAUGCAGCAGGGGCCUUGGCACUGCUCGGAAUUGCAGCUGUGAGUCUGUGGAAGCUAUGGACAUCGGGGAGCUUCCCCAGCCCCUCCCCAUUCCCAAAUUAUGACUACAGGUACCUGCAGCAGAAGUACGGCGAGUCCUACACGGAGGACAGGCCAAAGAGAGUGCCUCCCUGGAAUGCCCAGCGGGUCAGCGCUCAGGGACCAUCCAGCCGCAAAGGCAGCCUCAGCAUCGAGGAUACCUUUGAGAGCAUCAGUGAGCUGGGUCCCCUGGAGCUGAUGGGCCGGGAGCUGGACCUGGCCCCCUAUGGGACCCUCCGCAAGUCCCAGUCAGCUGACUCCCUGAACUCAGUCUCCUCCGUGAGCAACACUUUUGGGCAGGACUUCACACUGGGCCAGGUGGAAGUGAGCAUGGACUAUGACACCAGCUCCCACACCCUCCACGUGGCCGUGCUGCAGGGCAAGGACCUCCUGGAGCGGGAGGAGGCCAGCUUCGAGUCCUGCUUCAUGCGCAUCAGCCUGCUGCCGGAUGAACAAAUCAUGGGCAUUUCCCGGAUCCAGCGGAACGCCUACUCCAUCUUCUUCGAUGAGAAGUUCUCCAUCCCCUUGGAUCCUACAGCCCUGGAGGAGAAGAGCCUGCGGUUCUCCGUGUUCGGCAUCAAUGAGGAUGAGCAGAAUGUCAGCACGGGGGUGGUGGAGCUGAAGCUGUCUGUGCUUGACCUCACACUGCAGCCCUUCAGUGGCUGGCUCUACUUACAGGACCAGAACAAGGCCGCCGACACAGUAGGGGAGAUCCUGUUGUCCCUCAGCUACCUGCCUACGGCUGAGCGUCUCACCGUGGUUGUGGUGAAGGCCAAGAAUCUCAUCUGGACCAACGACAAGACCACAGCGGAUCCCUUUGUCAAGGUGUACCUGCUGCAGGAUGGGAGGAAGAUGAGCAAAAAGAAGACAGCUGUGAAGAAGGAUGACCCCAACCCAGUGUUCAACGAAGCCAUGAUCUUCUCGGUGCCGGCCAUUGUGCUUCAGGACCUGUCUCUCCGAGUGACAGUGGCUGAGAGCAGCAGCGAUGGUCGUGGGGACGUGGGCCAUGUCAUCAUCGGGCCAUCAGCCAGUGGCAUGGGCACCACACACUGGAACCAGAUGCUGGCCACACUGCGCAGGCCUGUGUCCAUGUGGCACCCUGUCCGGCGAAACUAGCAGGCAGGACAGGCCAGGUGGGCAGCAGAGCCACUGGGCCUGGCGCAGAUACAGCUCCAUCCAAUGCCCUCUCUGUCGCCCAGCUGGAGCCGUGAAUGCUGGGGCUCCCCAGUAGAGUCCCCAUCAGCCAUCUUGGAUCUUCUUUCCAGACUGCAGUAGAGGAACUGGUGUGGUUCUGCAUCCAGGGACCGAGGGUUUUCUGCUGAGGACCAGCUAUGGCUGGGCCAGGACCCAGG
Molecule: messenger RNA, 1554 nt
Organism: Castor canadensis (American beaver)
Lineage: Eukaryota; Metazoa; Chordata; Mammalia; Rodentia; Castoridae
Source: RefSeq, a predicted model, not a curated record